Messenger RNA from Procambarus clarkii (red swamp crayfish), 1365 nucleotides. The record is from RefSeq and is a predicted model, not a curated record. NCBI's taxonomy places the organism in Eukaryota, Metazoa, Arthropoda, Malacostraca, Decapoda, Cambaridae.
ACCACCUGCCCUGUCAACCAGGGUGUGAACCACGACCCGCUCCCACACCUGCCAUAACACACAAGGGACAACCACUGGAUCAGAUAACGCUGAGAACUACGGGAGACAAGACGGUGUCUUUAAGCCAGGGACGCAUCUAUGUGGUGUUCACAACGCUCCCAGACCUCGUUCACACCGCACGUCAUUAUGAGGAACUCUGCGCUGUUACCUUUUCUGCUGCUCCUGGCUGCUGCUGCCUCGUCUGCUGUGCCCCCACACUCUCUAGCAAGGUUAGGGGCGUGGCCCUGCCCGUCGGAGGAGGAGGUGGCUCCCUGCACCUGCUAUGCUGACGACGACCUCAACCUCUUCGUUGACUGCCAGAACCUUCCCGACCUGGCAAUACUUACGGAACUUUUCCUGAAGCCUUUCCAGUUUAAAAAGUUUUUCAGAUUGCAGGUCAGUGACAGCAAGUUCGAUGGUGAGACACUUACGGCAGAUGUGUUCAACGGGUUCACUUUCCGGGAGGUGAUCAUGUUCAACAAUAACCUGAAGGCAGUGGAGACAGAGGCUUUCAGUGCUUCCAUCAACGACUUGACAAUCUUCGAAUUUUCUGAUCCUGACACUGAAUUUUCCCCAGCUGUCCUGAAUGACUUCGUGGAGCUUCGGGAGCUGGUGUUGGCAGUUAACUGUUCGACAAUCCAAAAUCUGAAAUCUGAUUCCCUCAUCUCCGUCACCAUCCGCUGUAGCAAUGAUGUCCACUUACCAGCAGAGAACCUCUUAUUGCCGGCACUCACAACCCUCCACCUGCGCAAGUCUCACCUCAUCCAGGUAGGAACUGGAAACUUUUUGCCAUCACCAUUGCUGCAGACUCUAACUCUCAAUGAAAACUUAAUUGAGACUUUUGAUAGUGAUGCCCUAAACUUCAUUUCAUUGCUAGAACUUGAUCUCAGCGAAAAUUUGCUUACAGAAAUGCCAAAUAUUAAAGGGAUGCAGAGUGGGGGCGAGGUGAAUAUAGGGUGUAACCCGUACCUGAAGCAGCUCAGUCAAAUUAAUACACAACCUUUGCUGGAUAACGACGUGACGAUCGUGGCUACAAAUGUUUCUCUGGCGUGUGACUGCGACCUCCAGUGGCUCUUGGGGGAAAACGACGACGACAUGUUGCUAACAAACACAGUUAAAGUCGACAUCGAUUGCUUAGAAGAUGGCAAUUAUAGUACCAUCAGGGACAUUCUAAAUAAUUUUUGUUAAAAAAAAGUGAGAGUUGAUGCAUUAGAAAGUUAAAUCCAAAGGAUGGUGAUACCUGGUUAAAGAUCGGCAAGGAUGUUCAUCCGAUGACACAAUCUCCCCAUUGAAUUGAGAAAGUUGGAGUGUUGCAACAAGAAAUCA